CGUGGCACAAUUCCCCGUGCGUGCUUCUUCCUCCUCACCCCCAAGACGCAGACGCAGACGCAGACGCAGACGCACCACCCAUAACUCCUCUCUCUCUCUCUCUCUCUCAGAUCGAUUCUGUUUCGCGCCGAUCAUCAUCGUUAAUCUCCGCGUUCAUUCACCCCCGAAUGAUCCAUCUCCCAUCGAAUCUUAUUUGAUUCAAGGAGAAGAGAAGACUAUGGGUUCAGUUUGUUGCGUAGCCGUGAAAGACAGGAGGAAGGUCCCUCCUCCUCCCAGUAGCAGCGGACACCACCACCACGCUGCCGCCGCCGGCGCCUCUCUUCAUCGGAACUCGGCGUGCUCGCCUCAGUGGAGCUUUCGAAGGGAUGUUAAUAGGAGACGUGUUGCUGAUGAGAUCGAAGGUUCGCCUUAUUUUAGUAGAGAAGGGCUUAGUAUGGAUAAGAUGUCUUCGUUGGGAUCUGAGAGGGGGACUCGUUCUGAGGGUGGAACUCCUCCUCCUGAUGGGACUCCCUUUCUCAAGCCAGGAGCUCCGGAGAUGGGAUCCAACUCUAUGAUGGUCCCACCUUCUUCAGAUUCAUCCUUGGCAAGCCAUGACCGCAUCGAGGUGAAGAGUUUUGCUGCCUCGCCGAGUAUUGUUCCAUCAGCUCUUUCCAAGCCUUUGUUCUCCUCGCCAUCUCUCUCAACUCCUGUAUGCGACCUUUCAUCGGCUCAUACGCGUUUGCUUCCUCCUAAAUCCACACCAUCAAGACGGGCUCGGCGUUCACCGGGGCAUCAGUUGUUUAGGCAGGUUUCCGACAGUCAAAUCUUAGGAUUCAAAUCCCCGAAUAACAACUACUCAGUCUCUGAAGGGAGGUCGUCCUUUAAGCUAUCGACCUGUAGCAACGACUUCGCCAAUGGUUCCCAUUACGCUUCCUCUGAAGGUGGAUGGUCCUUGAACACCUUUUCUGAGCUCGUGGCGUAUUCUCAGAGGGAGAGAUGGUCGUUUGAUAGCGAGCACUUGGGUUCUGGUAGAAGGAAACUUAGUGGUGGUGGUAGCAGCAGAUUCUCCUUCUCUCCUUCCGUUGUCGUCGAUCAGCAGAACUGUGGAGCUUGCUCGAAGCUACUAACCGAGAGGUCUUCUGUGGCGAACUUCGAGCUCCCGAUCGCUGCUGUUCUUGCUUGUGGUCAUGUGUACCACGCUGAGUGCUUAGAGACCAUGACUACCGAGAUUGAGAAGUACGAUCCCGCUUGUCCCAUAUGCACGAUUGGGGAGAAACGGGUGGCAAAGAUAACAAGGAAGGCUCUAAAGGCGGAGGCGGAAGCGAAGGCAAAGCAUUACAAAAGGUGUAAAAACCGUGUGCUGGAUAGCUACGGCGAGAGUGAGUGCGAUGAGUUUAUGUUCCAGAAGACAGGGAAAAGAGAAGGAAAAGCUCUGAAGAUGGAGCCUAGCUCCAGUAGCAAAGGCCCCUCUAAGUCGUUCUUGAAAUGGCAUUUCGCUUCUCUCAGCUCCAAGUGGAGUAACAACCGCUCUUCCAAAGACUCUUCUUUGAAGAAAGGGUUUUGGUCUAGACAUCGUAACAACCGUUCUUCAUCAAGCAUAGAGGGACUUAACCAGACAUCUCAGCUUUAAGGAAACCUCUCAGAUCAGUGGAAUGUGAGGUUAUGUAGGAAAGCUUUGUAAAAAAAAAAAACAGAGUGAGCUUCACAGCUUUAGCCUUUAGAGCUGUGCCUUUAACUUGUUUUGUUUGGGAUAUUUUGUGUGUUUUCAGUGUAACUUAUUGGGAUGAUUUUUUAGUUUAUGAAACAAACUUUAAUCA
Brassica oleracea var. oleracea is the source of this 1796-nucleotide messenger RNA. RefSeq lists its product as uncharacterized. The transcript is spliced from 5 exons. Lineage: Eukaryota; Viridiplantae; Streptophyta; Magnoliopsida; Brassicales; Brassicaceae. The coding region runs from base 218 to 1609 and encodes 463 amino acids. The record is from RefSeq and is a predicted model, not a curated record.